This is a messenger RNA of Cololabis saira (Pacific saury), 3593 nucleotides long. RefSeq names its product CDC42 effector protein (Rho GTPase binding) 1b (gene cdc42ep1b). Lineage: Eukaryota; Metazoa; Chordata; Actinopteri; Beloniformes; Belonidae. The record is from RefSeq and is a predicted model, not a curated record. Bases 759 to 1835 code for a protein of 358 amino acids. The transcript has 4 exons.
CCUGCCAGUUCACUUUACGAGCAGCAGCAGCGGCAGCAGCAGCAGGAGAGAGGCGCUUCAGCACCGCGCUGAUGCAGUCUGCAGACCCCAAGCUGAACUGGACAUCACACGCAACAGCCUGUCACAGUGCAACUUCUUUUUAAAGGCUUCAGCUGACCUCUUGUGAACUGAAAGAAUCAGGACCGCACCACCACCACCACCUGGAAAACACUAAAGAAGUAAAUGGAUUGAAGACAGCAGAGGCCUAGCGAGGGAGUCAGAGAGGGAGGGAAGACAGCAGGGAUUACCAGCUAAUCCAGUCCGCGGACAAUCCUGAAGGAGCUUUAUCUUUCCUCCAGGACGAUGCAGACAAAACAGUUGUUGGAUUACAACGCUUUACUUUAUUGGCCUUUUCAAGAGCGUAUGACCCUUGUUUUUCCUCCACGUGGAUAGUGUUUUUUUUGCCUCUCAAGUGUUGAAUCCUCAGUGCAGGAGACUUAGGAACCAGGAAGGAAGGUGGCUGGUCUGGAGGCAGGAUAUUAACUGGACAGUGCGCUGCCACACGCAUGGAUCAGCCGGUUCUGGAGGAGGCAUGACUGUACGCCCUUGUUUUUUCAGCUCGGCCAUCAAGGAAGAGAAGUGCGGGGACACCCAAGAUCCUCUCAGAAGUUGAGAUGUACACUAAAAGGCCUCAAUGACAACUUGAUUGAUUGACAUGCACUCGGAUUUCAGGCAUUCUCAUUCAGUUUAAAGAGAAACCACGCAACUUUUCUGUCAUCAUGAGUUUGGGGAAGCUGCCUGGAAUUAAAGGCCUCGUGUCCGGCAAUCAGGGGAAACGCCGUUUCAAGAGCGAUCUCUCAGUGGACAUGAUUAGCCCGCCCCUGGGCGACUUUCGCCACACCAUGCAUGUUGGCCGUGGAGGGGACGUGUUUGGUGACACUUCCUUCCUCAGCAACUACGGGGGCCUGCGGGAGCCAGGAAGUCCGGACUCGUCAUACAGCUCCAAAUCAACUGGCUUCUUCAAUCGCACCUUCCGUCACGUACGGAGGAACUCUGGGUCUCAGCAUCAAGAGGAAUCCAGAGACUUGUCGUCCCCUCCGCCGGACAUCUCACCCAUCAUCAAGAAUGCCAUCUCCCUGCCGCAGCUGAACAUCGACGCUACUAAUGGGUGCCUCCAUAGGAUGGUGUUCCCCAGCUCCAUUAGCUCCACGGAUGAUUCCUUCUGCACAUAUGGUGUGCAGUCUGGGUUUGUCACUCUGCCCCGGAUAUCACGACUUGAGAGACACUUUCAGGAUGGAGACAUCUGUAAAGCCUCUCCACCAGACAACAUCCCACUGACUCGCUCUGACUCCCUCGCCUCGUUCACCGUGGACCUCGGCCCCUCUCUCAUGACUGAGGUUUUGAGUCUGAUUGACAGUUCCAGUUCAUUUCAGAGAUCCAAUCACAACCAAGCAGCAGGUGAGGAAGAAGGAGGAGUCGAAGAAGACAGAGAAGAGGACAGCUCUCUGACAGACACACCUGUGCAGACCCCCAAAAUGACUUCACCCACCUCUUCCAUGUUCGACUUACCAGUCAGUCACAACAUGAACAGUAGUGGGAGUCCUAACUGGACACAGCAGGAGGAGGACAGGUCUCCCAGGACUCCUGAUGCGUCCACUGUUUCUCCUCAAAGAGCAGAACCUGUAAUGGAGGCAGAACGCUUCCAGAGGGCGACUGACGUGCUGGCUCGUCAUUAUGGUGGCGGCUCCUUCACAAAGGCAACACGGAUGGGCAACGACACCGUCUCUGCUGCCUUCUGCAAAAACCAAAAAACACCAUAUGCCUUUACUGAGGACGAAGAGGAGAUCAAGGUGUAGAUGUUUGGACUCAUUAACUGUCUGAUUACCUGGGUUCAUUUGUAGUCAGGAAAGAGGAUUGUUGUUGCUGGUUGCUGUCCUGUUGUUUCUCCAUGAGAACAUUCAUCUCAUCACAGAGACACAGAUCAUUUCAUCUAGAAGACACGGUUCUGUAAUCUGGAGGAAAGACUUAUUGAUAUUUGAUAUAUGUGUUUUUUAUAUCCACAACUAACAUCAUAUACCUGUGAUAGUCAGCAGAGACUUGUUUACAUCAAUAAAGAUGAAGGUGUUUAUUGUAAUAUAUAACUAGGCUGUAAAUACAUUUUCAUUCUUUUUUACAGCUUUCAAUACUGAUUUUUAUCAGAGGACAGUGUCCUUACCUUCUGUUACUAAUCUUUAAACAUCUGUGUUAUGCUUCAUUUUCUGAAAUUAUUUAAUCCCAUGCUCUCUAUCUGUAUGUUCUUAUUGAUUUCUCCUGAACUGAUUAAAUCGAUACUGUCACUGAGUUCAAAACAACCUUUAUAUACCAACUUUAUCCUAGGUGUUGUUUAACUGUUUCUGUAAUUUAACAUGGUGUUAAUAUUUUAUCUCUUUCUUUGAUUUCAUUCAAAUAUACCCCCAGUUCUAGAUUUAUAGCAGUAAUUAUAAUAAUCUGAUGGAUAGUGAUGCUUGACAGUCAGGAGAUAACUGAAGGAACGUGCAUGUGUAUUCAUGCACAGAUAUGUAUACAAUCACCGGCCACUUUAUUAGCUACACCUGUCCAACUGCUCGUUAACGCAAAUUUCUAAUCAGCCAAUCACAUGUUUGCAACUCAAUACAUUUAGGCAUGUAGACAUUGUCAAAACGAUGUGCUGCAGUUCAAACCAGCAUCAGAAUGGAGAAGAUGUGUGAUUUAAGUGACUUUGAACGUGGCAUGGUUGUUGGUGCCAGACGGGCUGCUCUGAGUAUUUCAGAAACUGCUGAUCUACUGGGAUUUUCACGCAAACCAUCUCUAGGGUUUACAGGGAAUGGUCCAAAAAAGAGAAAAUAUCCAGUGAGCGGCAGUCCUGUCGGGGGAAAUGCCUUGAUGCCAGAGGUCAGAGGAGAACGGCCAGACUGGUUAGAGCUGAUAGAAAGGCAACAGUAACUCAAAUAACCACUCGUUACAUCUGAGGUUUGCAGAAGAGCAUCUCUGAACGCACAACACGUCCAACCUUGAGGCAGAUGGGCUACAGCAGCAGAAAACCACACCAGGUUCCACUCCUGUCAGCCAAGAACAGGAAACUGAGGCUACAAUUCACACAGGCUCACAACAGAAAGACGUUGCCGGGCCUGAUGAGUCUCGAUUUCUGCUGCAACAUUCGGAUGGUAGGGUCAGAAUUAGGCAUCAACAACAUGAAAGCAUGGAUCAUUCCUGCCUCGUAUCAACAGUUCAGGCUGCUGGUGGUGGUGUAAUGGUGUGGGGGAUAUUUUCCUGGCACAAUUUGUUACUACCAACUGAGCAUCGUGUCAACGCCCCAGCCUACCUGAGUAUUGUUGCUGACCAUGUCCUUUCCUUUAUGACCACAGUGUACCAUCUUCUGAUGCUACUUCCAGCAGGAUAACGUGUCAUAAAGGAUCAUCUCAGACUGGUUUCUUGAACAUGAGAAUGAGUUCACUACUAAAACGGCCUCUACAGUCACCAGAUCUCAAUCCAAAAGAGCACCUUUGGGAUGCGGUGGAACCACUAGCGGAGCAGGCGGGGGGGCAGGGGGGCGGCCGCCCCGGGCCCACUGCUCCGGGGGGGCCCACUCCGAAGAG